Molecule: messenger RNA, 3696 nt
Organism: Plasmodium reichenowi
Lineage: Eukaryota; Apicomplexa; Aconoidasida; Haemosporida; Plasmodiidae
Product: AAA family ATPase, putative
Exons: 1
Coding region: 1-3696 (1231 amino acids)
Cellular component (GO): cytoplasm
Molecular function (GO): ATP hydrolysis activity; ATP binding
Source: RefSeq, a predicted model, not a curated record
AUGAAUAUUAAUUUUUAUGUUUAUGAUGAUGAAGCAGAUAAUGAGAUAAUCUGUAGUAGUUUUAAUGUAUACUGCUCAGAUGAAUUUUUAAAGAUUCACAACAUAGAAAAGAACGACAACGCUAUAAUUUAUCAUGAAAUAAUGAGAGAAGAAAAAGAACAAGAAAAAGAACAAGAAAAAGAUCAAAAAGAAGAACAAGCAAGAAAUAUUAGUAAUAUUAGUAAUAUUAGUAAUAUAAAUAUGAAUAUUAAUAAAAUUAAUGACGAACAUGUGGAAAAGAAGCUAAAACGAAAUGUACAAAAUUUUUUCGUAUUAUGUUGUUUUAAAAAUUAUAAUGAAUUGAAUAUUAAGAAAAAAUUAGAAAGUAACGGAUUAUUUAUCAAUAAAUAUAUCCUAAAAAGUCUAAAUCUAGAUAUAAAAGAAAUAGAAGAAAAGAAUAUAUAUAAAAGUUGUAAAGAUCAAAAUAAUAAUGUUAAAAAAAUAUGCACAUUUAAAGUUAACAUAAUAAAACCUCAAUUAUUUAUCCCUAUUAAAGAAAUAAAAUUACAUGUUCAAGAAAUAUUUAAUACAUCCUAUGAAUAUUUAAAAAGUUAUGAAUAUGAAAAUAUAGAUUUAUUACAAUCCUUUUGGACAAAUUUAAAAAGUAAAAACAUGGAAAAAUAUAUUAAUCUUUCUUUAUUAAAUACAUGUCUGUUUGUAAAUAACUUUUUAAAAAUAAGUAUAUUAGGUGUGCAUUCUUAUAUAACGGUCGAACAAAUUAUGUUAACUAAUAGCAAGAAAACAAAAAGGAAAAAUAAAACUAAAAAGGUAAGAGAUAUGAAGAAUGCACAGGAUAAGCAAGGAAAUAAUAAAAAUGUAGACAAUAAUAAUAAAAAUGAAGACAAUAAUAAUAAAAAUGAAGACAAUAAUAAUAAAAAUGAAGACAAUAAUAAUAAUAAUAUUAUAGUACCGUUCAUUGAUCAGAAUACCAAAAUUGUAAUUAUAUCUAAUGAUGAUAUUAGAAAUGUAGUAGAUGAUAAACAUGUUAUAAAUAAAUAUGAUAAAGAACAAAAUAAUAUAAAUCUAGAUCAUAUGAAAAAGUUGAAUUUAAAAAAAAUGGUAGUAAAUAAAAAAGAAAAAAAAGGAUUAAAUAAAUUAGGAGGAUAUAAUAAAAUUAAAGAAGAUAUAUAUUAUUAUAUUUUAAUCCCUUUAAUAUAUAAACAUAUAUAUGAUGCAUAUCAUAUAGAUAUUCAUAAAGGGAUAUUAUUACAUGGUCCUCCAGGAUGUGGUAAAACAUACAUUGCUUUAUUAAUAAAAGAGGAAUUAUUAUUAUUAAAAAAGAAAUUUUAUAUGAUUACACAAAAUAAAACAAGCACACAAUUAAAUAAUACAAAAAAGGAUAAUAAGAAUAAGAAUAAUGAUGAUAAUAAUUAUAAUGAUGAUAAUAAUAAUAAUCAUGAUGAUAAUAAUAAUAAUAAUGGUUAUAAUAAUAAUGGUGAUGAUAUUGUCAUUCCAGAAAUUGAGAUAUUAAAAAGUACAGAUCUAAUCGAUUAUAAUAAUACAGGUUAUAAAAUAAAUGAAUUAUUCUUAAGAUGCCAUAAAAGAUAUCAAGAAGAAAAUAAAUGUAGCAUAAUUUUUAUUGAUGAAAUAGAAAUCUUAUGUAAAAAAAGAGAAGAAAAUAAUAAUAUGAAUUUAUAUACAUCUGUAUUAUUAAAUAAUAUGGAUGGUAUAAAAAAACAUACACAUACUAUUCUUAUAGGUGCUACAAAUUAUAUUAAUAAAAUUGAUCUUGCCUUAAGAAGAAGUGGCAGAUUUGAUAAAGAAAUAGAAGUUAAUUUACCAAAUUUAAACGAUAGAAUCUCUAUUUUUCAAAAGAAACUAAACCUAAUUAAACAUGAUAUAGGGGAAAAGAAAAUCCAUAAGUUAGCGGACUUGUGUCAAUCCUUCACUUGCUCAGAUAUAAACUCUUUAAUUAAUAUUUCUAUGUUUCUCAACUUAAAAGAAAAUAAAAUAAUUUCACGUGAUAUAUUUAAGAGAGCAAAUGUUCAUACGAUAGAUGAUACAAACGAUAUUAAGAAUGAUCAAACAAGUGUUUGUCUUGAAGAUUCUAUGGAAAGGAAGAUUCGCACGAAUGAAAUGCAUAAUACUGAAGAAAACAAAUAUAUAAAUAUAAACAAUAAUAAUGAUAAUGAUAAUAAUAAUGAUAAUAAUAAUGAUAAUAAUAAUGAUAAUAAUAAUGAUAAUGAUAAUAAUAAUCAUAAUAAUAAUCAUAAUAAUAAUCAUAAUGAUAAUAAUAAUCAUAAUAAUAAUGAUAAUAAUAAUCAUAAUAAUAAUCAUAAUAAUAAUAAUAAUUAUUAUUUAACACAGCAUGGUAAAAAUCAUUUAUAUAAUAAGUCCUUAAUAAAUACACAAAGCAAUAGUUGCCAUGAGAAACAACUGUUGGAUUAUAAUAAAAAUAAUUUAUAUCCUCUAAGAUAUAAACAUUUAUUAAAAGCAUUGAAAUAUGUAAAACCAUCUGGAAUGAAAGAACUAUAUAUAGAUAUUCCUAAAACCAGAUUUAAAGAUAUCGGAGGAUAUAAAUUUGUAAAAAGGUGUAUAAACGAAUGUUUAAUAUAUCCAAAGAAAUAUAAGAAUAUAUAUGAUAAAUAUAAUAUCGAGAGUCCUAAAGGUAUAUUAUUAUAUGGUCCUCCUGGGUGUUCUAAAACGUUAUUUGCAAAAGCUAUAGCAAGUGAAAUACAUAUGAAUUUUAUAAGUGUUAAAGGUCCAGAAAUAUUUUCGAAAUAUGUAGGAGAAUCUGAAAAAAGUAUAAGAGAUAUAUUUAAAAAAGCAAGAGAAAAUCAUCCAUGUGUUAUAUUUUUUGAUGAAAUAGAUUCUAUAGCUGUAAAUAGAAAUAACAAUCAAAAUUUUGUAUCAAAUAGAGUCUUAUGUCAAUUAUUAAAUGAAAUAGAUGGUAUUAAAAAUAGAUUAAAUGUUAUAAUACUUGCUGCAACCAAUAGACCCGAUUUAAUUGAUCCCGCAUUAAUGAGACCAGGUCGAUUCGAUAGAAUCAUUUAUGUCCCUUUACCAAAUUAUUCUUCCAGAUUUUCUAUAUUAAAAAAGAAUCUGAAAUUUUUUAAGAUUAAUAAUUUAAUACAAUAUGAUAAAAAAGAAACAAUAAAUGAUCUUAACCAUAAUGAAAUUAAAAGAGAAUGUAUCAUACAAAAUAUACAAUAUAAUAAUCAUCCAAAAAAUUCAAAUGAAAAAACAAUCAACCAUAUUACGAAAUCGUCUUAUCAUCAUAUUCAAAAUUAUACAUUUAAUAAAAAUAAUAUUCAUAUAAAAACAAAUGACCAUUCAAGCUUAUAUAAACAUUAUAAAUAUACAGAUAUACAAUUUAUAAAAUUAUGUCACGUCUUAGCAAAAAAAACCAGGAAAUAUAGUGGAGCUGAAAUUGUUAAUAUUUGUAGAGAAGCAUCUAUAUGCGCCUUACGACAAACCUUAAAAAAAAGAUAUAUAAAAAUGAAUCCGAAAAUUAAAAUAAAAAUGAAAAACAACGAAACAAAUAAUACACAAAAUAAUAUUGCGCAAAGUGAAAAAAACAAAUAUCCUUUUGAUAAAGAACCCCUUAUUGGAUUAAGCAAGAAACAUUUUCUUCAUGUGUUAAAAAAAAUUAAACCUCAAACAAGUGAAUCGCUAAUAAAUUUUUACAAAAAUUAUAAGGAGCAAAACAAGGUAUAA